CACGACAAAUGAUAGAAUGGAAAACCUGGAGUUGAGCCUGACAUCUCUAGGUGCGAUCUCUAGACAUAUCGAUAAAAGUCACAACGAACUCAGCAAAUAUCUCACAAAACAGAUAUGGAGUCAGCAGGACAGGCAGUGUAUACUAGAAUGUCUUGCGAAGCUCUUGUUGGAGAAGGAGUACACCCUCCUCAUUUCUCGUCACUUGCGACCACUGAUCCUGGACCUUUUGGAGAGGAAUGCCGAAAGGAUCAAAGGAGACGUCAGACUGAAUCAUGACCUCCACGAGCGCUUGUGUGUGGCUCUAAGCAAACUUCUCAACAUCAGUCCAGAUGCUCAAGCGUUUGCAGCGAGGUAUUUUAGCAGCUCUCCUCCAGUAUUUCAGAGACUCUUCUUCACCAGUGAAGAGGCUGCUUCCAUCCAGUAUGGGCCCAGACGAAUGAAAUUACGGGACCUGAUGGGGGCCACCCUCCGCUUCCUCCAAAGCGACUGUGAGAAGUUCCGUGUCCUGUGGGACUGGAGUGCCUGUGUUUCACAGCUUCUCACCAGUGACGUCAUGGUCAGAAGCUACACUGCCCAGUGCCUUGCCCUGGUGUCCCACAUGACAGAUAACCAGAAAAUGAUAUUUUUGAGGAAGGUGCUUUCGAGUGAAGAGAUUCUGCAUCUGAAAAUGAAGUCACUCGAGGAGACACAGCUGCUGGAGGUAGAAAAGGCUCUGGUUUUGGCCAAUCAGGGCUCAGCAGUAUGGCGUAAAGAGAGGGUAAAUAAGGUCACCCGCGGUCAGGUGGUGACAGAAGACCUGACACGGAGUGUUACUGUGGUGUGUGGGGUGAUUCUACCUAGACGGACCCCUCGACAGGACGAACAGACAAGUUUAAGUAAUUUAGUGCUGGUGGAUUCAACCUGCCAAAAUCUUCGGCGACUCGCCAUGGCUGUGGCGUCCCAGAAGCCCAUUCUUUUGGAAGGGCCAAUUGGAUGUGGAAAAACUGCUCUUGUUGAAUAUCUUGCUGCUGUCACUGGGCACAUUAAAGCCCCUGACAUCCUCAAAGUUCAGCUUGGAGAUCAAACCGACAGUAAGAUGUUGCUGGGUAUGUACCGCUGCACAGAUAUACCUGGAAAGUUUGUGUGGCAGCCAGGGUCCCUGACCCAGGCAGUCUCUAAAGGUUACUGGAUUCUGCUGGAGGACAUUGAUCACGCUCCUUUAGAUGUGAUAUCUGUUCUGCUCCCUCUCAUGGAGAACAAGAAAUUGACAAUUCCAGGACGAGAGGACUGCAUUCAGAUGGCCCCAUCAUUCCAGUUUUUUGCCACACGAAGGACGUUUUACAGUGGAGGAGCCUGGCAUCGACCGCAGGGUUCACGUGCUGCACUUCUGGACAAAUACUGGAGUAAACUGCAGAUUGGCAACAUGAGCCGAGAGGAACUUAAACAAGUCCUAAUGAAGAGGUACCCUAACCUGGCAGUGGUGGUGGAGCGUCUUUUGGACAUCUACUGCCAGCUAACAGGAGACAGACAUCAAAUCAGCUCCAGUCCGCAGGGUCCUAGUGCAGCCCACAACACAUCAGAUGAACACAUCACAUCACUGGAGGGCAGAAGCCUCUCUCUGAGGGACUUGCUGAAAUGGUGUGAGAGAAUCUUCUUAAAUUUUGACAACUCUUGUGCUUCCACAGCACAAAAUGUGUUUCUAGAGGCUCUGGACUGCUUCACUGCAAUGCUCUCCAAAUCUGAGAGCAGACUCAAGAUGGCAGAGAUCAUUGGCAGCAAACUCAACAUAUCCAGAGAGAAGGCCCAGCACUUCUGCCAGAUGUACCUGCCUGCCAUCAGUGUGACAGAGCUGGAGGUGACGGUGGGCCGUGCCAUGUUACUCCGCAAGCAGAGCGACGCAGUGUGGCUAAGCAUAGGCAGACAAACAUUUGCCACCACACGGCCAUCCUCUGUACUUUUGGAGCAGCUCUCAGUGUGUGUCACUAAAGGGGAACCUGUCCUGUUGGUCGGGGAGACGGGCACAGGAAAGACCUCUACUGUACAGUACCUGGCAGAAAUGACAGGACACAAACUCCGAGUGGUCAACAUGAACCAACAGAGUGACACUGCUGACCUAUUAGGAGGGUACAAACCAGUGGACCAAAAGCUUAUCCUUUUGCCCCUCCGGGAAGCAUUUGAGGACCUCUUUUCGCAGACAUACUCUCGGAAACAGAACCUGACCUUCCUGGGUCACGUCCAGACCUGUUUCAGAGGCAAACGCUGGCAGGACCUUCUGAAGCUCAUGGACCAUGUCUGCAAAUCAGCACUAACCAAGGAACUACACGAUAAACCCAAUGCCGCCUUGCUGCAGGAGCAGUGGGAGGCUUUGGCUCUCAAACUCAGUCAGACGCAGGAACAGAUUCGGGCCUGUGAAUCCGCUUUGGUCUUUGCGUUUGUGGAGGGGACUUUAGCCCAGGCUGUGAAGAAAGGCCAAUGGAUCCUGCUGGAUGAGAUUAAUCUGGCUGCUGCAGAGACGCUGGAGUGUCUGAGUGGAUUGCUGGAGGGCAGCGCUGGGUCACUGGUGCUACUGGAUAGAGGCGACACUGAGCCUCUGGUUCGUCACCCAGACUUCCGCCUGUUUGCCUGCAUGAACCCAGCCACUGAUGUAGGCAAGAGGAACCUGCCACUGGGCAUUAGAAACCGAUUUACAGAGUUGUAUGUGGAGGAGCUGGAGAGUGAAAGUGAUUUACGAAUCCUCGUCUCUGACUAUCUCAAGGGCCUUAACCUGACCAGAGGCAUCAUCCAUGGAAUCAUCAGUUUUUAUUUAGCUGUUCGUAAGGAGGCUAACACUCGGCUAGUGGACGGUACGGGUCACAAGCCUCACUACAGCUUGCGUACACUUUGCAGAGCUCUGAAAUAUGUGGCCUCUGAUCCCUGCUACAACAUCCAACGCUCCCUCUAUGAGGGUUUCUGUCUGAGUUUUCUCACUCAGCUGGAUCGCAGCUCUCACCCUGUUGUGCAGAAACUGGUGUGUCAGUACAUACUAGGAGGAAAUGUGAAGUGUCUAAAGCAGCCAAUCCCAAAGCCAAAGGACCGUGUGUGCAUGCAGAUAGAGGACUACUGGCUGAUGCGGGGUGACAUGGAGCCUACUGUAGACUCCAGUUACAUCCUCACACCCUCCGUCAAGCUCAACCUGAAAGACCUGGCACGGGUAGUGUCUGCCGGCAUCCAUCCAGUGCUCAUUCAGGGGGAAACGUCUGUAGGAAAGACGAGUCUGAUAAAAUGGCUUUCAGCUGCCACAGGAAACCAGUGUGUGCGGAUCAAUAACCAUGAGCACACCGAUAUCCAGGAGUACAUCGGCUGCUACUCCUCUGAUGAGCAUGGCAAACUUGUCUUCAAAGAAGGUGUUCUGAUCGAUGCCAUGAGGAAAGGUUAUUGGAUCAUUCUAGAUGAAUUAAACCUUGCCCCCACUGAUGUCCUCGAGGCCCUGAAUAGAUUGCUGGAUGAUAACCGAGAGCUCUUCAUCGCCGAGACACAGGAAGUGGUCAAAGCCCACCCUAGAUUCAUGCUCUUUGCCACUCAGAAUCCUCCUGGACUUUACGGGGGCAGAAAGGUUCUGUCCCGAGCGUUUAGGAACCGUUUCGUGGAGCUGCAUUUUGAUGAGCUGCCCAGUGUAGAGCUUGAGAACAUUCUCCAUCAGCGCUGCAGUUUGCCCCCAUCCUACUGCUCCAAACUCAUCAAAGUCAUGCAGAACUUGCAGUCCUUGCGUAGAGGAUCCAGUGUGUUUGCUGGGAAACAUGGGUACAUUACCCUAAGAGACCUGUUCCGCUGGGCUGAACGCUAUAGGCUGGAAGAGCAGAAUGACACCUCACGUGAUUGGCUACAACAUUUGGCUGAUGACGGCUACAUGCUGUUGGCCGGCCGUGUCAGAAAGCCAGAGGAAGCGCUGACCAUCCAGAACAUUUUGGAGAAGCACUUUAAAAGGACUGUGAACUUAGAUGCUCUUUUCUCUGAAGCUCAGGUCACCUCUCAGUUCAGCCCUUUUGUGGACAGCAUUGCGGGUGUCCCUGAAGAGUUCGGUCAUGUGGUGUGGACCCAGGGCAUGAGGAGACUGGCUGUGCUAGUGGGACGAGCGCUUCAUUUUGGAGAGUCUGUUCUGCUUGUUGGGGACACGGGCUGUGGUAAAACCACCAUCUGCCAGCUGUUUGCUGCAUUAGUUGGUCAGAAGUUCUUCUCUGUGAACUGUCACUUGCAUAUGGAGACGUCUGACUUUCUGGGUGGCCUGCGACCUGUCCGUCACACGGGAACCCAACAGGCUGAUGCGGAGGACGGCCGUCUGUUUGAAUGGCAUGAUGGACCACUGGUGCUGGCGAUGAAACAGGACGGUGUGUUUCUAAUGGAUGAGAUCUCGCUGGCAGAUGACUCUGUGCUGGAGAGACUCAACAGCGUGUUGGAGACUGAAAAAUCAUUGGUGCUGGCAGAGAAAGGCAGCGGAGAUGAUGAUGAUGUUGAGCUGAUCAUUGCCGGGAAGAAGUUCCGGCUUGUCUCUACCAUGAACCCCGGAGGUGAUUUUGGAAAGAAAGAGCUGUCUCCAGCACUCAGGAACAGGUUCACAGAGAUUUGGUGCCCCCAGAGCAACAGUCGUAAUGAUCUAAUGCAGAUCAUCCAACACAAUCUAAGGCCUGGACUCUCUCUGGACCAGCAUGACCACCAAGGUAAAGACAUAGCAGAGCUCAUGCUGGACUUCAUCGACUGGCUGACCAAUCAGGAGUUUGGCCGGCGGUGUAUUCUAAGCGUGCGAGACAUUCUGUCAUGGGUGAACUUCAUGAACACCGUAUGUGAGCGGGACGAGGACGGCUUCAUGACCAUGGGGGAGCUGGACGAGGAGGAGCCCGAAUGGGACCUGCGAUUGGACACCGUAACAGCCUUUAUUCAUGCUGCGUGCCUUGUGUAUGUGGACGGAAUCGGCUCAGGAACCACAGUGUCGGCAGCAGAGAAUGCCCUGGUGGCACGGAAAUUGAGUAUGGAAUACCUGGAGAAGAGACUGAGCAGAAUUACAGAGCUAGAUGAGGAGAUGAGGGAUGCGCUCAGAGUCUACGACACUAAUGUCCCCCGAGAGCCCCAGUGGGGUGAAGACUUCUUCGGCAUUGACCCCUUCUACAUCGCUGCAGGUUCUGAGAGUGAGGGCAGGAGUCUGUCGCACUACGCUUUGAGUGCGGGCACCACUGCAGUGAAUGCUCAGAGGAUAUUACGGGCACUGAAGCUUCAAAGACCCAUACUUCUGGAGGGCUCACCUGGAGUGGGCAAAACCAGCCUGGUCGCUGCCCUUGCCAAGGCCUCUGGGAACCAUCUUGUCAGGAUCAACCUGUCUGAACAAACUGAUGUUACGGAUCUCUUUGGGACAGACCUGCCAGUGGAAGGUGGGAAAGGAGGAGAGUUUGCAUGGCGGGACGGUCCUCUUCUUGCUGGGCUGAAGGCUGGACAUUGGAUCGUCCUAGAUGAGCUGAAUCUGGCCUCUCAGUCAGCUGGAAGUUCUGAAGCUUGCUUUGACCAUCGUGCUGAGAUCACAUCCCUGAGCUGGGCAUGCCUUCACGUUCAGCAUGGGAAGACCAAGAUCUUGGCUGCCAAAACCCUUUCACACAGGGAGGAGGACGCAAAGCCUUCCCAAGUCUUCCUAAACAGAUUCACGCAGGUUUAUUUGGAUGCACUAACCAAUGAAGACAUGCAGUUCAUUGUGACUCCAUCUUUCCUAACAUUGAAAUGGAUCAUUUCAAAAAUGGUGCAGUUUAGUAGCGGUGAACAGUUGAACGGAAAUGGGGCAGAUAGGAGGAAUGGGAGUUUAAUCUCCGUGACCUGUUGUGGUGCAGCUGAUGCAGACCGACCAAUUGCCAGGCUUCUUCAACCUGGCCAGCAUGUUGGACUUGUGUACGCUGACCGCAUGAGGACCGAGGCAGACAAGGCCCAGGUGUUAGCAGUGUUGGAGAAGGUGUUUGGAGAAGACUUUGAACCUUAUAUGGGCUCCAGACAGUUCAAUAUCACCUUUGAACUUACAG
Messenger RNA from Carassius auratus (goldfish), 6011 nucleotides. RefSeq names its product midasin-like. The record is from RefSeq and is a predicted model, not a curated record. Gene Ontology annotation, cellular component: nucleus; preribosome, large subunit precursor. Gene Ontology annotation, biological process: ribosomal large subunit assembly; ribosomal large subunit export from nucleus. NCBI's taxonomy places the organism in Eukaryota, Metazoa, Chordata, Actinopteri, Cypriniformes, Cyprinidae. Gene Ontology annotation, molecular function: ATP hydrolysis activity; ATP binding.